Molecule: messenger RNA, 1920 nt
Organism: Myiozetetes cayanensis
Lineage: Eukaryota; Metazoa; Chordata; Aves; Passeriformes; Tyrannidae
Product: collagen alpha-1(I) chain-like
Exons: 4
Coding region: 1-1920 (639 amino acids)
Source: RefSeq, a predicted model, not a curated record
AUGGCUGCUCGGCGGAGCCCGCUGAACCCUGCCAUGGGGGGGGAUGGCGAAGAGGCGGCGCAGCCCUCCCCGCCGGCCCCCCCGGGGAGCCCCGGGGCAGGCGGCGCGGGGGGCGGCCGGAGGCUCCGCGGGGCGGUGGGACCUCGGUGGAGCUCGGUGCGUGGCCUCACCUGCGACGCGGGGGGGCGCGGAGCAGCCCGCCCCGAUCGCACCCGGCCCCGUAGCGCCGGCCCGGCACGUGCCCGCAGCCCCCGCCCGGUGCCCGCCGAGGGCAGCGGCGGCUCCGAACCCCGGGGGGCGCGGACAGCGGAAGAUCCUGUCGCCCUGCGACUGCUCCACACCUUGGCGAUUGAACAUGGAAGGCGCUUUGCCGCGCCGUGGGCGCAUCACGGGUGGCUCCCGCACGCGCGGAAGCCGCUGCCUCCGCCGCGCACGGUGCGAAGGGCGCCGGUGCCUCCCAGCAAUACCUCUCCCGGCGUAGCCCACCCGGAUGCCUCCCUCCUCAAAGCCCCCCAGUCUGUGCCCCAGAUGGGGAUCAAGUCACCCGUGUCCCCACUCCCCCUGCCCACUCGAGGUCCCGCUUGGCGGAGCAGCGGGACCGCCCCGUCCUGCUGGCUUUCCCGGCGCGCAGUCCCGCCGGACCCUCUGCCGCGAGUGGGACGAAGACGGCCGGCCUCCUCCGUGACCCGUGAUGCGGAGACAGAGGACCGGCGGUCCCGCCGCACUUCUGGAGCGCCGCGGGCUCCCGCGUGCCGUCGGUGCCCACGGAACACCAGCGGCGAGAUGGGGGGCCGGGAGCCCCGGGGCGGGAAGGGACAGCGAGGGUCCGGUCGGGGCGGGGGGCGCGCGCUGGCGGGGUGCCACCGGGAGUCCCCCGGUGUGCCGGGGGUCCCGGCCGGGGGGGCGCGGGGCCGUUCCGCCCGCGAGGGCCGUUGCUGCGAUACCGGCGGGCCAAUCAGCGCCCACCAGCUCACCCGGGCCCGCGCGCCGCUGCCUUAUAUGGUGCGCGCCGUCCGCGGGGCGCCGCGCGCAUCGCCAUAUAAGGGCAUGAACCUAAAUACAGCGCCUACCUUGGGCGGGGCGGGGCCGCAGGGAGGGCGGGGCCCGGCCGCGCCCCCCGCCCCACCGGGCCCGCCGCCGCCGACCACCCCCAACCGGAGGAACCCGCCUCCGGUCAUUAGGAGGACGGUGCCACCUAUGGAAAGCACCUGGAAUUCACCGCGCCGGCGGGAACGCGCCGGGAAGGUCAGCGUUUCCGUGCGGCACCGUCGAGACGAGCCGCUCUCCGGGCCGGGCCGGGAGGUGUCGGAGGGGGCUUGGCUGCCCCGGUCGGCAGGGCCGCCACUGUCCCUCAGUUACCGCCUGCCCCGGGGAAGAUGCUCGGCUCGGUCCUGGGGCGGCGGCGGGGCCCGACUGCGGACCGGCCUCGGCGCUGGGCUGCACCUCCUCGGAGCGGUCGCUUCACCGGCUAGCCAAGGCCCCGAGGUCUCUCUACGGCCCCGCCAGCCCCCUCCGGUCCCCGGGGAAGGGGCAGCAGCCGUGCCAGGGGUCGACCCACCGGGGCACGCUGCCUUCCGUCUCCACGUCGCCUCCGCAGCCGCCGAGGAAGCCCUGCCCGGUCAUGAAUUCGAUGCCAAGCACCUUGACACGAAAACUUACACGGGAGUUCCGGGGCUGGUGCAGCCCCGCGCGGAUGCCACUGCACGGGAACCCCCGAGAUCUCCCUUCCCCUCACCGGCUACCUGCGAGCUUCCCGGCAGCAUCCCCAGCGGCACCUUGGGAUGCCGGUGCCGCAGCUCGGAGCCAGUCUCUGCCUCCCCGAUUAUCCCCGAGCUGCUCGGAAACGAAAAGGCAGCGUCCCGGGGUGCGGGCUGCACCCCCAGUCCCGGAAAAGGCUGUGGACCGGGGGGGGCCCGGUGA